AUGAUAGAUACACCAGAGUUUAUUUGUAGUCAUCGAAGAAUUGAGAAUGGAGAAGUGCUCUAUCAAGUAAAAUGGAUUGGAUAUGAUUGUGAAGAUACAACUUGGGAACCAGAGAAUGUUGUUCAAGAAGAAUGGCCAGAGCUACUACAAGCUUAUUUAGAUGAUAUAAAGAGAAAUGCACCCAGCAAAAUGUAUGAUUUCAAGUCUUCACAGCAAGAGCAGAGUGAUGCGCUUUUUGAAUAUUUGGAAUCGAUAGAGGAUUGGGAAGAAGCUGUUGAUGAGAUUGUAUAUAUGGAAAAGUGUAAAGUACCUGGUUAUUUGGUCUACGUGAAAUGGAAAGAUGGCACCUGUUCAGUACAUCAUUCUAGUCAAGUUAAUGAAAGGUGCCCACAGAAAAUGAUUGACUUUUACGAGAAACAUCUCGUGAAGACACCACUUUCAAAGCAAUGA
Messenger RNA from Rhizopus microsporus ATCC 52813, 450 nucleotides. RefSeq lists its product as uncharacterized. The transcript is spliced from 4 exons. The coding region runs from base 1 to 450 and encodes 149 amino acids. NCBI's taxonomy places the organism in Eukaryota, Fungi, Mucoromycota, Mucoromycetes, Mucorales, Rhizopodaceae. Gene Ontology annotation, cellular component: nucleus; pericentric heterochromatin. Gene Ontology annotation, biological process: chromatin organization; negative regulation of transcription by RNA polymerase II. The record is from RefSeq and is a predicted model, not a curated record. Gene Ontology annotation, molecular function: chromatin binding.